Mercurialis annua (annual mercury) is the source of this 1588-nucleotide messenger RNA. RefSeq lists its product as uncharacterized. The transcript has a single exon. Lineage: Eukaryota; Viridiplantae; Streptophyta; Magnoliopsida; Malpighiales; Euphorbiaceae. Gene Ontology annotation, cellular component: cytoplasm. Bases 154 to 1422 code for a protein of 422 amino acids. The record is from RefSeq and is a predicted model, not a curated record.
AAAGGAUGAAUCUGGAUCCAGAAAUUGACAUGUCACCUUCUUCUGGUUAGACACUUUGACGGUAACAGCCCACUAGUGUACGCAAUACAGCAUCACCAACAUUUCUUCUCAAAAUAAUUAAAAUUGAUUCGCUCUAGUUUCUUCUCUCCAAAAAUGAAUUUCUUCAAAUCAGUAUUUUCAGACGAACCCGAUUCUCCUCCGAAACCCGAAUCCACCGACCCAUCCGACCCCACAUCCCCUCCCAAACAUCAACAACCUAAUCAAGAUUCCGACGACGACGACGAUGCCGCCACUUCCGGAUGGAGCUUCGGCGGCUUAAUGAAAACAUUAACAACCAAAUCGGAAUCCGUAAUCGAAAUCUACCGUCGCGAUCUCAAAGAAUUCGGGUCGGGUCUAAAGAAAGAGAUCGAAACCGCUCACGGAUCUCUCGAGACAGUGAGUCACGCCAUUGAUGAAAUCGGCACCUCCGUUAUUAAAAGUACUUCCCAGAUUAUUUCUCAAGGUAAAGACGUAAUUUUAGCUUCUGAUGAUCACGAAUCGGAUUCGUCCGAUCAUAUUAAUUCUAGAAGUAAUUUUAGUCAGUCAGGUUUAAAUUCGAAACCCUAUAGUCGUUUUGAUGCUCAAUUAAGGCUGAUUCAAGAUGAUUUGAGUACGUAUUGUGAUGACCCUGAGGAUUUAGAUGAUUAUAAUCAAUGGAAAUUAGGGUUUGUUCUUGAGGAGAAAAGGGGAGAGUUUCAGAGUUUGAUUGAACAGAAUGGAGUUAUUGAGAGUGUGUAUAAAAGAAUUGUGCCUAAUAUUGUAGAUGAGGAGAAUUUCUGGUCUAGGUAUUGUUAUAAGGUUUUUAAGCUUAAGCAAGCUGAGGAUAUGAGAGCUACUCUUGUUAAGCGUGCCAUUUCAGCGGAAGAGGAGGAUUUGAGUUGGGAUGUUGAUGAUGAUGAAGAUGAUGAGGAGGAGCCGAUUAGUUUGAGGAAAAACGAGGGUUUGAGUCCGAAAGAUGAUGAGAUUGUAAAGAGUGGUGAGAUUAAUAAGACCCGUGACUUAGAAUCUGAACAAACUGUGGAUGUUAAGGAGGAUGAAGCGAAUAAGGAGGAAAUGCAGGAUUUAGAGAAGAGUGAAGAAAAGGAUGAGGGUGCAUCGAAAUUCGAUGAGAAAGCGGCAUCGGAGGAGAAGGCGGAUACUGGAGAAUCGUCGAAAGAUAGUGAUGUUUCUGUUAUAUCAAGCCAUCCAUCAAUCCAGGAGGAGGAAGAUCUUGGGUGGGAUGAGAUUGAAGAUCUGAGCAGCAUCGAUGAGAAGAAAGUCGGCUCUACAGAAAGUCCAAACAAGGCUGAUUUGCGGAAGCGGUUGAGUGCUGCAGAAGAAGAUGAAGAUUUGAGUUGGGGUACUGAAGAAGAUGAUGAUGAUGAUGAGCCUGUUAAAGCUUGAAGCUGUUGUUAAGUUCUUGAUUAUAAAUUUAAUUGCAUAUGUAAGUUCUUGGAGAAAGUUUUUAUCUUUUUCCCAUUUCUUGUGUACCUAUAAUUGCAAAUAUUGUCUAUGAUUGUGUCACUUGAACUUGAUGCCAAUGUGUUUAAAAUAACACAUCAUUUUAUUA